AUGGAUAUACAAAAAGACCUCAGGCGGAGACGACCUCAGAUGGAGAGUUAUGACCAAAAGCUGGAACAACGGGCAGCAAAACAUGAGUUCUUGAGCGAUCGCAACAAUGUGACGACAUGUCGCAGCCCAGGACACAAGCUGGAGGCCGUCUGGAAGAGUGAAAUGCAGCAUAAAAGACAGAUGGAGUUCCACAGAAGGAGACAGUUUGUCCAGGCUGCCACUCCUCAGGCAGAUGAAAAGGAGUCAAAUAAGGAGACCAAAGUCACAAUGAGGACCAACAGGCAGAGAGUGCCUCUUAUCCACAGACAGUCCCUUAUAUCAGCAGAGGAACUGGGGAUCACCUGGCCAGACGUACACUCCAUCAGGAAGGAGGCUCUGUGUCGAGAAGAUUCUCUGAAACAGAAGCUGUCUCUACUACAGCACACCACCUCUACUAUACUGCUCUCACAGGACAAUGUCUGGAAGAUCUGUUGUAAAGAGGACAAGAUGAAGGGAAAGACUGGGGCACUAGAGUCACAGCUGAAGAUCUGUGGACAGAGGCUGUCUAGGGAUGGAACCAAGAUGCUGCUGCUACAGUCAGAGCAGCAGAGGCAGGAGGUGGAGGAGAUGGCUGUAGCCGCACUCCAGAGGGUCACUGACCAGACGAACAAGGCCCAGGACAGGGCUCACAGCCUGGAGAUGGCACUGCAGACAGCACAGGUUCAGUCAUCACAGUGGAGAGAGCGCUAUGAGGAGGAGAGGAUCAAAUGCACCCAGAUGAGGAAGUCUCUGGUGCAGAACAUAGACAAUAUAAACCUAUUACAGAGCCAGCUCGAGGGAGUGAUAGGACAGGAGGCCACUCUGAAGAGCCAGCUGCUGCAGCACCAACACACUGAGGCUGAGCUCCACCUCAACAUCAGCCUUCUAGAGCACAACCUGCACACCUGCAGGACACAAGACACAUGGAGACAGCAGCAGGAAGACACCAAGAAACAGCAGGAGAUUGUCAAAGGACGGCAACAGGACUCCAUAGAGACGCUGUUGUCCCUGGUUUAUCCUGCUGUCUCUAUUCCUGGUAGUCACGGUGGCAGCCAUUUUGACGUUGUUAUUGGCCGAUAUCCCCACAAGAAGGAAACAGCUGUGAGACCUUUACCAAGUACUACAAGAACACACAGAAAAGUAUCUCUAUGACAUUACCUCAGCAUUGCUAUAGGCCCAUAUGACAAGACCUGGGAACUGGACAACACUCUGAAGAACUUGCUCUGAGGGUUUUGGGAAAUAUGUUUAUUGCAUUUUACUUUAAUGUUUUCUGUAUAGCUCAGUCAACAUUAUAGCGAAGGAUAUGUAUCAUCCAUUGAAAAUGUAAUCUUGAAGUAAAUUUGUAUUUCUAAUGCAUUUUAUGGUUACUGCAUCAUGUUCAUGCAUGCAGUGAGGGAAAAAAGUAUUUGAUCCCCUGCUGAUUUUGUACAUUUGCCCACUGACAAAGCAAUGAUCAGUCUAUAAUUUUUAUGG
Messenger RNA from Salvelinus namaycush (lake trout), 1491 nucleotides. RefSeq names its product TRAF3-interacting JNK-activating modulator-like. The coding region runs from base 1 to 1170 and encodes 389 amino acids. The record is from RefSeq and is a predicted model, not a curated record. NCBI's taxonomy places the organism in Eukaryota, Metazoa, Chordata, Actinopteri, Salmoniformes, Salmonidae. The transcript is spliced from 7 exons.